AUGGUAUUGACUGAAGAAGUGGAUUUGCCGAUGGACGAUGAGUUGGAGGUGGAGGAGGUGAAUCUUUCCCAAGCGACACUGAUGUCGGCGGGGCCAUGGUUAGGCAAGCUAUGCGAAAGCAUCAACAACGAGUUCAUGCUGUGUCGGUUCGAAAACAACGACCCACGUCCCUGCGUUGAUCUUGGCAAGCAAGUAACCAGGUGCACCAUGGAAUUUUUCCAAAGAGUAAAAUCUGUAUGCUAUCAGGAGUUCAAGCAGUUCGCUCACUGUGUUGACAAAAGUUCCAGCUCAUACCAGCCAUGGUUUUGCCGGAAAACGAUGGCGGUGUGGAAAGAAUGCGCUGAGGAAAAGUUGUGCUUGCCAUAUCCCGGUUUUGGGUACUUUACUCGUGGGCGAAUUCACACGGUCGGGUGCUUGAAGGACCCUCCGGAACCGCCAUGCCCCUGCCACCCUAAGAUUACCGAUAACACGCCGUCACUGCCUGAUUGCAAGCCCCGCCCUCCUCCACGUUUCGGAGGCCGCCUGUUCUGGUCCACAGAGUAACAUUGACGCUGAAUUAAAUUUACACUUAUCUGCUGUAGAUAUAAUAGCAGGAGCUGUUCUUUAUCUAUUGUCUUGUCAUAUAUACAUUUAUAUAUCUAUAUCAUAUAUUAUACAUACAUUCGAAUAUUACGAAUAGGGAGUCUACGUUCUGAUGUAUAUAUAGAAUACAUAAUAGAUAGUUACCAAACAUAUCGCCACGAAAUUGCAUGAAACCGGUUCUUAGAACAUACAAUGAACUGGUGAGAAAAAAACUGUAAGCUCAUAAUAAGAGCGACAAAGGCGUUUUGUGUUUCGCAUCUGCAUGUUUUGCAUUGCCAACGAAUUUGCUUUUUGCGAAUUUCCCGAGAUGGUCUCAACCCGAGCCCGAUCAGACAGCUUAAGCAAGUGUGGUAAAACAUGAUCGCCACAAGCCGAGAUGCUGAAGUUUGUGACUACCAUAUUGUGUAUGUGUAAUGCCUACGUUCUAUGUCUCAGCUUUGAUUUAAAAAAAGACUGUAAUAACCACACUAGGUACUAAAAAUAACUUAAUUUUAGAAACUUACGUACAGUACACGCCAAAAUUAUUUGAACGGUUUUCUUUCUUUUUCUUCAUAUUCGCUAAAAAUGAGUCCAAUGACAGUCCAGAUUUGAAGGUGCACUUAACAUUGCACCUUGAAAUUAUUGAAAUUGAAUACAUUUAGAUCAUUUUCUGAGCAACGUGUACAAAUUGACCACAAUUGGAUAUACAAUAUAUAUUUGGUUAGUUAGUAGCCUGGUUAGU
Hyposmocoma kahamanoa is the source of this 1303-nucleotide messenger RNA. It is a transcript of the gene ND-19, whose product is annotated as NADH dehydrogenase [ubiquinone] 1 alpha subcomplex subunit 8. The transcript has a single exon. The coding region runs from base 1 to 543 and encodes 180 amino acids. The record is from RefSeq and is a predicted model, not a curated record. Gene Ontology annotation, biological process: mitochondrial electron transport, NADH to ubiquinone. Lineage: Eukaryota; Metazoa; Arthropoda; Insecta; Lepidoptera; Cosmopterigidae.